Molecule: messenger RNA, 740 nt
Organism: Aplosporella prunicola CBS 121167
Lineage: Eukaryota; Fungi; Ascomycota; Dothideomycetes; Botryosphaeriales; Aplosporellaceae
Exons: 3
Coding region: 147-566 (139 amino acids)
Source: RefSeq, a predicted model, not a curated record
CAGCAACCGUGAUGUCCUGUUGCGUCGGCCACUCAGACUGGCGAAUGGCGUCAGCGGAGCAGGCAAGCAGGACCCUGAAGCCCGCUCCUUCCAAGCUACGUCGUUGGCCUACGCACCCGUGACGUCCCCUCGCCCGCCUAUUUAAGAUGCGGAGCACCACCGCUGCCGUCGCUUCUUCCCCAGUCCAACUCCUGCUUCUACUUCACUCUCCAUCCAAACAACUCCCCCAUCCCACACCAUCCACAAUGUCUUUCCACCUUUCCGGCGAGGAUAUCCGCAUCGAGGACAACCACAUCCUCCGUGCCCGUCUCCGCAACGUCAACGGCGACCUCGUCGACGCCGAGAUUGACCUCGACCACUGCCUUGGCAACGCCGACGGCAUGAUCCAGUGGGACAACCGCGACUUCUCCCAGUCCUGCCAGAACGUCCACUACGCCAUCGAGGGUGGCGGAGCUGUCCCCGUCCUCCGCUGCGAGCUCCGCACCGAGGAGGGCAACUGGGAGGCCCGCGACGUCAACCUUGCCGAGCGCAUUGAGAACCAGGACGGCCGCUUCGUCUUCACCUAAACGAUGUCACGAACAUGACGCCCCGGCGUCGCCGAAGCCCCUGACCCACCGGACGGAUACCUGAGAAUGGAUGCUGGAUGGACAUGUGGACAGGAUGGCAUGGCAUCGGAGCCAAGAUGCUGUCAGUAUAUUAGCGACUUGAUGGCUAGCUCUUGAAUUCAAUCGAUUGAAAGC